Molecule: messenger RNA, 1169 nt
Organism: Caenorhabditis sp. 36 PRJEB53466
Lineage: Eukaryota; Metazoa; Nematoda; Chromadorea; Rhabditida; Rhabditidae
Source: the annotation of a GenBank genome assembly
AUGGGUGCCUGCGUCAACGCACUGCGGAUCAUCACGUUCUUAUUCAAUUUUUUAUUUUGGGUAAGUCGACUAGAAAUUAUUUAACACAAUUGGAAAUAACUCUGUGGUUAUUUAAAAAAUGUUUUCAGUUAUCCGGAGUUGUUGUUCUGGGAAUCGGUCUGUGGCUACUCUUUGAUCCGGCCGCAUCCGACUUUUUUUCUCUUCACUCGACACACCCAGGUUGAUCUUUCAAUUUUUUGUAACAUUCUAAUAAAUUUCAAACUAUCGCAGGCUAUUUUCGUCAUAUAGGAUGGUUCCUCCUUGCCGCCGGGAUUUUGAUUAUUCUGGUGGGAUACUUUGGAUGUGUUGGGGCAUGGAACAUGAACCAAUGUGCAUUGGCAUUUGUAUGUUUUCUUUCGAAACUACGGGAAAAAUAAUCGUACUCAUCAGUUCUGCAUAAUCUUGGUGAUCGCAUUCUUCCUUGAACUUGCUGCUGCUGUCACCGCUUUCCACAAGCAGGACUACGUAAAAAACUACGUGGAAAGCAGUAUGUAUGACACUAUGAGAAACCGGUAUUCGGAAGAAGUUGCAUUUCGAUCUGCAUUCGACUCUAUUCAAGAAAACGUAAGUUUUAGUUUCACUUUUUUUUAUAAUAGUUACAUCGUACUGUGUUGUCUAGUUCCAAUGCUGCGGAGUCCGAAGCUAUGUAGAUUGGCUCAGUGUCAAAUGGGCUCCUGAAACAAAUUCUCCAACAGACAUCAGCGAAGUUGAAGACGGAAGAAUUGAGCACGGAAUUGGGGCGUUUGGAGGCAGUCAUAGUAAUGGUUACGGUAAGACUUAUGAAAGUUAGAAAGUCUAUUCCAGAGUCUAAAUAUUUUAGCCAAAGUUCCAAGUUCCUGCUGUAAUGAAAAUGGAAAAAUUUCUUAUCCGAGUGAAUGCGGAAUAUCUUUUGACCAGGCUCCACUGUCUUCUUACUCCCAAUUUAUUAAUACCAAGGUAAACUCGUAAACUUACAAGCGUGCUUAUAAUUCAAUAAUACAUCACAGGGCUGCUCAGAUGCAUUGUACGAAAAAGUCACAAACUCACUGGAUUUGAUUGUUGCAGUUUGUGUCAUUCUAUGCAUUAUUCAGCUUCUUGGAAUCGUUCUGUCAAUGACUCUUUGCUGUUGCUCAAAAUCAUCAAAACGAUAG